Molecule: messenger RNA, 555 nt
Organism: Paraphaeosphaeria sporulosa
Lineage: Eukaryota; Fungi; Ascomycota; Dothideomycetes; Pleosporales; Didymosphaeriaceae
Exons: 1
Coding region: 164-460 (98 amino acids)
Source: RefSeq, a predicted model, not a curated record
AACCUCGCGCGUCUGGCUUCCGUCUGCUCUCCAUGAACUAAAACCAAGAUGAUUCAACGCCUUUGAGACAGCUCCAUCCUCGCUCGGCUGGCGCAAGCCAGUCGACGCGGGUGCUGCUGAGAUGCUCCGGGCUCCAACCACCUGAAGGAGACAAGGAAACUUUAUGAUUGGUCUUAGUUCUGUCCUGCGUUGUCCGCCCUCGACCGACCGCAUCACGGCGCAUCAAUCGCAUCAAUUGUCGAAGAGGAGACAUCAAUGCGAAGUGUCUCCGCUUGGACCUUUGUUUGUGCUGUGUCUUUCGGUAAUCUCCACAUCGAGGUGCGUCCAGCACAUACUUUGGAGCAGUAAUAUCAAAUAUUUGUUCUCCGCUUCAACCCAGUUCUUUCCUUCACCCCGCCCACAGUGCUGUCUCAUGAAUGCCAAGGCUGUUUACAAUCGCACCUGCCCUCACGCGACUUGAUGCGAUUGUCAACGCGCCUGCCUGCGAAAACGCGCGCGCUCUCUAACCUCCAGCUACUUUCAAAGCGAGCCCCGCCUGCCUCGCUCGCCGCUCCA